This is a messenger RNA of Glycine soja, 1709 nucleotides long. RefSeq names its product protein ENHANCED PSEUDOMONAS SUSCEPTIBILTY 1-like. The transcript is spliced from 2 exons. The coding region runs from base 154 to 1473 and encodes 439 amino acids. Lineage: Eukaryota; Viridiplantae; Streptophyta; Magnoliopsida; Fabales; Fabaceae. The record is from RefSeq and is a predicted model, not a curated record.
CAACGUUACCUGGACGCUAUUUAUUUUUUAAAAAAAAAGUAAUAGUCCAAAUCGUCAAAAAAUUGUAUAUUUCCUUCUUGUUUCACUAACUUCCAGUCUGAACAACAAUCAAGGCACUGCUUAAGCUUCAACGGAAUAUUAACAUUUAACACCAUGGAAGCCGUCCAACUCAUGUCCACCACAACAAUCAAGGCGUCGAGUAACAAUUACAACGAUAACUCAGUUCAGAAAAUCGAUUUAACUCCGUGGGAUCUCCAAUUCUUCCAUAUUGGAAGCAUCCAAAGAGGACUUCUUUUUCGCAAAGAAAAAAACACAGAAUAUUGUCAAAUCGAGCAUCUCCAACACUCACUUUCAUCCACUCUCGCAUUCUUUCCACUCCUCGCUGGCCGUCUUGCCAUUCUCGAACAUCACGACAACACUGUCUCCUCUCACAUCGUAUGCGACAACAAAGGUGUCCCUUUUGUCCACGCCGCUGCACACAACACCACUGUGGCCGACAUCCUUCAACCCAAAUACGUUCCUCCCAUUCUCCGAUCGUUCUUCGCACUUAACGGAGUUAAGAACUACGAAGCCACGUCACAACCAGUGCUGGCAGUGCAAGUGACAGAGCUAUUUGAUGGCAUCUUCAUUGCCCUCUCAAUCAACCACGUCGUUGCAGACGGCAAGUCGUUUUGGCUUUUCGUCAAUUCCUGGGCUGAAAUUUCACGUGGUUCCCUCAAAAUAUCCAAAUUCCCUUCUCUAAAACGUUGCUUUUUGGAUGGCGUUGACCGCCCCAUAAGGUUUCUGUUCACAAAGGAAUUAGAAAAAGAACCGUCCAAAAACCUUCAACCACAAACUCGACCUGUGAGGGUCUUCCACUUCACGAAGGAAAAAAUCGCGGAUCUGAAAUCAAAAGCUAACGCAGAGGCCAACACGGACAAAAUAUCUUCUCUGCAAGCGCUAUUAGCUAACCUUUGGCGUUCUGUGAUUCGCUGCCAACAUGUUGAGCCACAUGAAGAGAUUCAGUUUACAAUGCCCGUUGGCGUUAGACCAAGGGUAGUUCCGCCACUGCCAGAAGAUUAUUUCGGAAACGCAGCACUGAUUGGUCGUGUUACCAUGAAAGCGGGAGAACUAUUACAAGGUGAGCUUGGAAAGAUUGCUUUGGAGAUUAACAAGAUGAUUUCUUCGCAAUCUGAUGAGAAGGUAAAGAACCACUAUGAGUCUUGGGCGAGAACACCACGGCAGCGUGGCGUGGCUUAUAGUAAUACCUUAAACGUUGGCAGUUCCCCAAGGUUCAAUAUUUACGGCAAUGAUUUUGGGUGGGGAAAGCCCAUGGCGGUUCGAAGUGGCGGUGAUUUUAUGUCGUAUUCCAUUGUUUUUUUGUUUGCUGGCUUUGAAGAAGGUUCUAUUGACAUUGAAGUGUUCCUUCCUUAUGAGAUUUUAGAGGCCAUGGGAAACGACCCUGAGUUCAUGCAUAUAUGUCAUUCUGAAUGAAUGAAUGAUUGAUUAUAUCUUAGUUUCUGAUUUUCAGGUUCAGCUCUGUUAUUAAUAAAGAUGUUUGUUAUUCAGUCUAUUUGUAACUCUUAACUCUGAACUUGAUAUUAUAAAGGUCAGGGAACACAACUUAAGAGGUAACCAGAAGUGGAGAAAAGUUUGAUUUGCUCAACAAUUGGAUGUUGAAAAAAAACUUUGAACAUAUAACUAUGAUCAUAUUAUGAGUGGUUGUCAAA